CGAACCCAGGGCCUUGCGUGUAGGGAGCGGUGCGACAGCUGUAUGAUAAUGAGGUGAAUCUGGCGCCCUCCUAACAACAGUACUGAGCAUGCGUGGAGUUUUGCACCUGACGUCAGUCUGGCUGGGGCGGUACUAUGCUAAAUGGGAGUUCAUGCCUCGCCAAUCUCUGGAGGACAAGUAGCUGGGAUGCAGUGGGGUGACUCGUGCCCCACCAAUCCCUGAAAGAAGAUUAGCAUACUGUUGUGUAUAUAAGCCGAGCGGCUUUGCCGCUCGGCGCGGUAACACUUAAAGCUGUAACACUUGGAGCUGUAACACUUGGAGCUGUAACACUUAGGGCUGGCUGCCGCCGCCUCCCUGUAUCAACAAAGAAGGUGUCCUGCAGUAAAGGCUGUUGAGAAGAAUCCAACCGUGUUGCGUCUUCCUUGCCGGACGAGGUGGGCGCGACAAAGUGGUGGCCCGUACGGGGACGGGGACGAGGACAUCCUCGUGGAUCUCAGAACUCUUCAGCUUCAGGACGAGCGACGUCGGAAAAGUUCCCGGUAAGGGACGAUAAAGUUCUCUGGAGAAUCAAGAAAAUCCAAUUUGGGUACCUGAGCGCUUGACUCGAAAAUUGCCUUCUGCUCUUCCUGAAGAUGAGACUACGAACCCUACUAUUGCUACUGGGAAUGAUAAUACAGGUUAAUUCGAUCACCCUGUGGGCUAUUGCCAGAUCCUGGCCAGUACCCAUGCCAGUCCAUAGCAAUUCUACUGUUUUACCAAACUUUUUCUCUACCUCCUGUUUGCGUGAUGUUCCUUGUAUAGUGCCAACUGGAGAAAUGCCCCAACGGUAUGCCGCCACUAACGUUUCUCUGUUGCAUACCUUAUGUUUUACCAUUAAAGACUCUUCCCUGCCCUGUAUUUGGUUGCGUAGAGCCACGUUAGCUAAUUGGUUGAAUCCUAUAAGUGAUAGCACAAUGAACACCGGGAUCAUCCUGGCUGCUUUGAGUCAAAUUGCCCAGGGAGUCUCUUCACAGAGCGAGGACAUGUCAGUCGAUAGUUCUGCUGAUCUGAACAUUACAACACUAAUUGUGAUGCAUAAUUGUAGUGUUCCAUCACGCCCAGGGCAAGGUAACUAUGCACAGAAUAGCUCUACCCGUCGUAGAGUCUUACCCGCUUGCCCCCUGCAUCAAGAGUUUCCACCUAAUUUUACCCCAUGUCAGAGUCCAUUCCAUAGAACAAAACAAUUCCUACCGGGAUUUGAAUUUUCCCCUCCUCUUGGCCAUGUACAGUAUGACUGGGGGGAGAAUAAGACUGGCAAGCAUAAUCUCUGGCCUUGGUUUCAAUGGGUGCUGUCCAAUGAGCAAGGGGCAUAUACAUCCCUGACCCCCUUUGCUAGGUUGAUGGGUGAGAACUUCACGCUGUAUAAUGUUUCGGCUACCAGAAAAAAUGAUACCAGGUUGACCAAUAUUCAAUAUAAUAACCUCUUGGAACAUAAUACUGCCACUAGUACUUCAGUAUGUGUUAGAUCACCUUUUUCUUUCUGAUAAGCACUAAUGUCAACAAUGGUGUUUUAAAUUGUAAUAGCUCUGAUGUAGUCUGCUAUUUAGCUGAAUGCUGAGAUGGCAACAAUGACACCGCAGUAAUGGUCAAGAUUCCCUCCUUUGUGCCAAUCCCAGUAGAGGCAAACCCAGAUAGUUUUCCUAUUCUUAAUUUGCUGUGAACCAAAAGAGAUUUUGGAAUUACGGCAGUCAUAAUUUCAGCCAUCGUGCUGUCUGCUGCCGCAGCUACCACAGCUGCAAUUGCUAUGACCAAUCAAAUACAGACGGCUGAGACUGUCAAUCAGAUUGUAGAAAGAACUGCAAUGGCGCUAGAGAUACAAGAAGAAUUUAAUACUCAUUUGGCAUCUGGCCUUCUAUUAGCCAAUCAAAGGAUAGAUUUAGUUCAAGAACAAAUUGAAGCACUGUAUCAUAUGACACAGCUGUCUUGCGUUUCCUCCCUAAGAGGUUUAUGCAUUACUCCUUUGCAAGCCAACUUUUCUCAACAUUCUCAACAGAGCAAAGAAAUCUCAAAUUAUCUGAAAGGAAACUGGUCCAUGAAAGCAGAGCAACUAUCCAGACAAUUGCUGAUGCAGAUUGCUGUCCUCAACAGCACUAGGCUGGACCCCAUCACAAUUGAAGACUUUACCUCAUGGAUUACCAAUGCUUUCUCCUUUUUUAAGGAGUGGGCGGGCAUGUUUGCCUGGGGAGCUAUUGUCCUCCUGGGAUGCGGAGUAUGUCUCUGGCUUAUUGGCCGUUUAAAAAGAGAACAUGCCAGACACAAAGCGGUUGUUUACCAGGCUAUGACUGCCAUUGACAAUGGUGCUUCUCCCAAUGUAUGGCUGGCCUCUUUGAAAGAUUAAGAGUUCGCCCUAGAUCAUUUUUGUCACAGUCAUGUGGGGUCAUUGUAUCCAGGGACGGGCAACUUUCCUCGAGCUCGGACCAACCUAAGACACGGGGCCCGGUGGCGAUAGGGUGACCCAACGAUGGGUAAGGCCAAGUCAUCGUCAGGAACGACCUAAGACAGGAGCAAUGACAAGAUUGACGUGACACCCAGAUCUAGACCAGUCAUUUUAUUAAACAAAAAAGGGGGAGAUGUAGGGAGCGGUGCGACAGCUGUAUGAUAAUGAGGUGAAUCUGGCGCCCUCCUAACAACAGUACUGAGCAUGCGUGGAGUUUUGCACCUGACGUCAGUCUGGCUGGGGCGGUACUAUGCUAAAUGGGAGUUCAUGCCUCGCCAAUCUCUGGAGGACAAGUAGCUGGGAUGCAGUGGGGUGACUCGUGCCCCACCAAUCCCUGAAAGAAGAUUAGCACGGCGCGGUAACACUUAAAGCUGUAACACUUGGAGCUGUAACACUUGGAGCUGUAACACUUAGGGCUGGCUGCCGCCGCCUCCCUGUAUCAACAAAGAAGGUGUCCUGCAGUAAAGGCUGUUGAGAAGAAUCCAACCGUGUUGCGUCUUCCUUGCCGGACGAGGUGGGCGCGACACUUGCGCUCGCUAGGCAAGCGCUCUAUCACUGAGCUAAAUCCCCAACCCUGGUUCAUUUAAUUUUAUCUUGCCUUAAUAGCAGGCUUUCCUUGUUCCUUUGUAUAGCCUCAACCCCACAAAGUACAUCUCAGCAUACAAUAGGUCUCUAUAGAGAAUUUGGGCAUGUUAGCUCAGCAGAAGGAUACCUGCCUUCCAUGUGUUGCUCUUAGUUCCAUCCCUGAACAGAAGUAGACAGAUACCUGAAUGGGGAUGGAGCGGGGUAUCUCUCACCCUCUAGUCCCAACUACUCAAGAUGCUGAGAGAGAAGGAUCAUUUUCUGGGAAAGUGACAGAGCAAUCAUUUAUUACUAUCUUUUAAGCUUUAUUAAAGGGGGAAAGAACUACCUAGGGUUGAGGGGCCCCGGAGCACACCCAGAAAGUUCCAUGAAGACCUCAGCAGUUUCAGGCCAGUUUUAAGUAAUAGUAAAGACUGUUCAAGUGUUGAAAGCCCAGGACCUCAGUUAGUAUUCCCAUUAUCCACAUAAAAGCCAGGGAUGGCUGCUGGCAUCUGUAACCGUAGGGAUAGGGAGACUGAGAAGGGAGUAUCCCUGGAAGUUGUUGGCUAGCCACUAUGGCAUGUCCCCAGUUUCAGGUUCUGUGUCUCAUAAAUUAAAGUGGAGCAUGAAUAAGGAAGACAUCUGAUAACCUCGGACUUCCUAGUGUAAUCGCCACAUACAGGUUAAAAAGAAUCUGUUGGGGUGCCAAGAUAGCUCAAUGAUUAAAGGCGGUGCCGCCAAUCUUUACUACCAGAGUUCAAUGCCAAGGAUCCACACAGUGUAAGGCGAGAAUGAACUCAAGUUGUCCUGGAUCUCAUUUUCACAUAUAACACACCAACUGGUAAACCUCUGUAUUCCUAGUUCUCAACGUUUAUACUAGGAGUACACUGUCUAGCGUUUGCCCUCUGCCUACUCUUCCCAAAGCUGGGAAAACUGAAGCUGACUCGAAUGCCUCCAGACUCCCUCCGCACAGCCUCCCUGGACGCCCAGACACCUCUUCCCCCCAUUUUUACCCCCGUGAUUUCCACGCGGUAAGGACCGCUUUCCAAUCACAGCUGAGUCACCAGGAUCUCAAAAGUUUCCCCCAAAUCCUUGCCAGGGACCGGAAAAAGUCGUACUGUCCUGAGGGCAGAUCGUCGCCUGGCCUGGCCGGAAAAAGCCUACAGAAAGUCCCCGAAGUCAUCCAAUUCUCCAGCCACCAAAAGGACGGGGCAGAGGGCCACCCCGGGAGGCCAAGCCCCGCCCCUGCCCGCAGCGGAAACCGGAAGCAGCCGCAGGCCCAGCUAGCCCUGCGGCGCCGAACUCUAUAGUCUCCGAAGCUCGCAGGACUGGGGUGAAGAUGGCGGAGGAGUUCUCCAACACGACCCAUGAGAGCUUCAACUUCACCCUUCACACCACUUUGGGUGUCACCACGAAGCUGGUGCUGCCAACACCAGCCAAGCCUAUUCUUCCGGUGCAGACAGGAGAGCAGGCCCAGCAGGAGGAGCAGUCAAGUGGCAUGACCAUUUUCUUCAGCCUUCUCGUCCUAGCCAUCUGCAUCAUCCUGGUGCACCUGCUGAUUCGGUACCGACUGCACUUCCUGCCUGAGAGCGUGGCUGUUGUUUCUCUAGGCAUUCUCAUGGGAGCAGUUAUAAAAGUUAUAGAGUUUAAGAAGCUGGCAAAUUGGAAGGAGGAAGAAAUGUUUCGCCCCAACAUGUUUUUCCUUCUCUUGCUCCCACCUAUCAUCUUUGAGUCGGGAUACUCACUGCAUAAGGGGAACUUCUUUCAAAACAUUGGCUCCAUCACUCUCUUCGCUGUCUUUGGAACAGCAAUCUCAGCCUUUGUAGUAGGUGGAGGAAUUUACUUCCUGGGUCAGGCUGAUGUAAUCUCUAAACUCAACAUGACAGACAGUUUCGCGUUUGGCUCCCUGAUAUCUGCAGUUGACCCGGUUGCCACUAUUGCAAUUUUCAAUGCACUGCACGUGGACCCUGUCCUCAACAUGCUGGUGUUUGGAGAAAGCAUUCUCAACGAUGCAGUCUCCAUUGUCCUCACCAACACGGCUGAAGGUCUAACAAGAAAACAUAUGUCAGAUGUCAGUGGGUGGCAAACAUUCUCACAAGCCCUCGGCUACUUCCUCAAAAUGUUCUUUGGCUCUGCAGCGCUUGGCACGCUGACUGGCUUGAUUUCAGCAUUAGUGUUGAAGCACAUUGACCUGAGGAAGACGCCUUCCCUGGAGUUUGGCAUGAUGAUCAUUUUUGCUUACCUGCCAUAUGGCCUGGCGGAGGGUAUCUCACUCUCAGGCAUCAUGGCGAUCCUGUUUUCUGGCAUCGUGAUGUCACACUACACACAUCAUAACCUCUCCCCAGUCACUCAGAUCCUCAUGCAGCAGACCCUCCGGACUGUGGCCUUCCUGUGUGAAACAUGUGUGUUUGCAUUUCUUGGCCUCUCCAUUUUUAGUUUCCCUCACAAGUUUGAAAUUUCCUUUGUCAUCUGGUGCAUAGUGCUGGUUCUGUUCGGCAGAGCUGUCAACAUCUUUCCUCUGUCUUACCUGCUGAACUUCUUCCGGGAUCACAAAAUCACCCCCAAGAUGAUGUUCAUCAUGUGGUUCAGUGGUCUUCGAGGGGCCAUUCCCUAUGCGCUGAGCCUGCAUCUGGGUCUGGAGCCCAUGGAGAAGCGCCAGCUCAUAGGCACCACCACCAUCAUCAUUGUGCUCUUCACCAUCCUGCUGCUGGGCGGCAGCACCAUGCCCCUCAUCCGCCUCGUGGACAUCGAGGACGCCCGGGCUCGCCGAAGGAGCAAGAAAGAUGUGAACCUCAGCAAGACUGAGAAGAUGGGAAAUGCUAUCGAGUCAGAACACCUGUCUGAGCUCACUGAGGAGGAGUACGAAGCUCACUACAUCAGACAGCAGGACCUCAAAGGCUUCAUGUGGUUGGAUGCCAAGUAUCUGAACCCCUUCUUUACACGGCGGCUGACACAGGAGGACCUCCAUCACGGGCGUAUCCAGAUGAAAAGCCUCACCAACAAAUGGUAUGAGGAGGUCCGUCAGGGACCAUCGGGCUCUGAGGAUGAUGAGCAGGAGCUGUUCUGAGCCCACAGUGCCUCCCAGAGCCUCCUCAGAACACAAGAUGGUAGGUCAAGGGCUAGUCCUAGCUAGGAAGCUUCAGGCCUCUGGAGCAUGCUGGCUUCCGAAAUGUGAUAGGCCUCUAUGACUCAUGGAACCAGACAGACCCAGGCCAGUGUUGUUCCUGGGCCUGUAGAGGAUGGCAGUCGCCAGCCUCCUCCUGCCUCUCUGCCAGGCCACAGAGAAAACUUUGGGAGGCUGCUUGCUCAUCUCACACCUGUCUGGGCCAUGCCUUCCUCACACCUCUGGAGCAGCUGCUGGCGGGCACAUCUGCCAUUGUCUCUGAAUUGUCAAGGUGCCUUGGUGUCGGCAGCAGCAACUUCGACCUGUACCAAGGCCAAGAGACUCUGAAGCCUCACAGUCCCUGUUCUGUGUCUUGCACUCCCUAAGAGAAAGACUGAAGGCCUGGUACUUCCAGCCUGCCUUUGGAAAGGCCGCUAUGGCCCACCGUCCUGUGGGCACAAUGCAGAUGUUUACACUGGUGCCUGGCAGGGGUCAGCCUGUAGGCUUCCAGGAAAGGUGUUCGCCCAUCGCCUGGGCUUGGAGUGUUCUCUGAAGAGACAAAAUGGAAGCACAGGAUCCUUGGGGGCACCUUUCCCAAGUGUGGGAGUCACCUCCAUGUCUCCUCUCCCACCAUCUCAUCUCUCAUUUCUGCCCUCUGUCUCCCCAGUAGCCUCUUUCUAGACCCUGUAAUGUGAAACUCUUUCCAUCUACCUGCUCUUCAGAGCCGAGCUUUGUCUUUUACCAAUUUCUGGAGCUCUGCCCUCCAUGCUGGGGCCCCAGCUCUCCAAGACACCAGGGCUGUGCUCCCCACUUUGGCCACUUGGAUUCCGGUGACUUUGGGCCACAGAAAUACGCACCCAUGCAUGUCACAGGAUAAGGUGCUGGAUCAUACCACAGGCAAUGGUUGUUGCCUGAUGUCCUCACCUGCCCUUUUAUAACUGCUGUCCUCUGCCCAUCCGUGGCCCUUUGGCAAUUACCCAUGUGGCCCUAGUCCCCCAUUGUACUCUGGGUGGCUUAGUUGUGUAUGAUCCUGACUCACAAUGGGGACACAGUGGGCUUUGUUACAGGUGGUUCUGACCUCAAGUGCUGUGGUUCUGAUGUUGGGAAGGUCAACCAGGCCUCUAAGGCCCUGCCACCUCACUGUGCUGCAGAACUGGGUGAGGGUGAGGUUGGAAGCAUGUAGUUUGCUUCUGUACAUACAGUCCUCUUCCUUGGCUCUCACCUUAGCACUGGAUCUGGAGCUGCUCUGGCCCUGUGUACUUUUGGGAUAAAGGGGCUGCGCUCAGGCUGGGUUCUUCUCUUUCUCAGAACUCAGGCUCCGUCUUUGAGAUGGAGUCAGGCCACUGUUCAGCUGGCCCCUUGUCUCCAGGUCUCCUGUCCCUGGGACAUUUCUUGGCCUCCUAUUUCUAUCUGAGACUGAAGCCAGCUUCCCAGAGCACCAGCUCUGUGCACUAACUAGUAGGCACCUCUGCCUCUUGCUGGAGGAUAUAGGCUGAGCACCCUGGGAGACUGCACAGCCUUUCAAAGCCAUUGGCCAGGGAGCAAAGUGCUAGCUGUUUUUCAUUGUUCAGAUGUUUUACCUGAGAAACAAACUGUUGCCAUCACAUCCUCAGACCUGCUAGUGCCGUUGUGUGCAGUUUUGAAGGCGUAAAUGGUACAAGAUGCCGUCCCAGUUGUGCUUGGAGUUUCAGGUCUAGGCCAAGGGACAGGCCAGCUGGGCACACAGAAGGUAAUACUUCAGAGUAGGGAGAGACAUGGAUGCCCCUGGGUAUCUGGCACUUUAGCCAGUGGUACAGGCCACAGAGGUACAGGCCACACGCUGUACCUCCCAGUGGUCCAUCCCUGCAGCGCAUAUGAGCCAGGUCUUGGAAUCAGUGACAACGCUUUCUGCAGUGCUGUGGUCACAGGGUCCCUUCAAACAGCCCUGUCCAGCAUCUUGACAGGCUGAGGGGCUCGGUGUACAGAUUUCUUUCUGUGGAUGCCAAGAAACUGAGCAGAGAGCCUUCUUAAAACCCACCCUAAGGGCUACCAGGUCCAUGUGCCCAUGGUAGGGACCCAGCAGAUGCUAGCCUGACCCCUCCUCCCUUAGCUAUGUAGGUACAUGUGGUAGAGGUUGGCUGCUCCUGGCUCAAACAGGAGGAUCCAGUAGCUGUCUACCACCCACCAGGUUUCUAAGAUGCCAUGUGGAGACGGGGUCCACCCCAUUCUCUUCAGAAAUAGCAGCUUGUUUUCUCUGCUGGCAUGUGUCCAAGCAGCGAGAGCAGACUGGUAACUGAAAGCACAUAGGAGCAUGAGGCAGUGAGAGCCCAGGGGAGGAAGCCUUCUGGUGACCCUGCUUCUGCAUCCUGCCUUCCCAGCUGUCCACCAGUUUCAGAGGAGGUGCCAUGCUCCCUCACCCAGGCACCGUCAUAUGCAGUGGCUGGCCCUGUUUUAGAGCCAUGCAACACAGGCCGGUGAGUGGUAGAGCUGCACUGCUUCCACAAGGGGAGGCAGAAGGCUCUCCUCACAAGCCUGCUUGCUUUCUUCUCUAUCAGUGGAGGGUUUUGGAAGCCCUAGUUUUCUGCUGUGAUUUAGGGAGGCCAGGUUCAAGGUCCCUGGGACCUUUGCUGCUUUGGGAGGGGCCUGGGGUCUGAGCUAGAGGGAAGCUUGUCACUCUUCGGGAGCUUUCCUCUUGCCUGUCUGCUCCCCUCACCCCACCGCUGAAUUGGGGAGGGGUGUCCCAGGCCACAUCACUGGAUAGUUAGAAAUAAAUUGCUGUGCAAUCAAAGCUGA
Molecule: messenger RNA, 8912 nt
Organism: Rattus norvegicus (Norway rat)
Lineage: Eukaryota; Metazoa; Chordata; Mammalia; Rodentia; Muridae
Source: RefSeq, a predicted model, not a curated record